AUGUCUACAUCCGCCCGCCGUCGUCUCAUGCGCGACUUCAAGCGCAUGCAGACUGAUCCUCCAGCUGGUGUCUCUGCCUCUCCAGUCGCCGAUAAUGUUAUGACAUGGAAUGCCGUCAUCAUUGGCCCCGCCGACACGCCGUUCGAGGAUGGCACAUUCCGCUUGGUCAUGAAUUUCGAAGAACAAUACCCAAAUAAGCCACCAGGCGUCAAAUUCAUCAGCCAAAUGUUCCAUCCCAAUGUCUAUGGAACUGGUGAACUGUGCCUCGACAUUCUACAGAACCGGUGGAGUCCGACAUAUGAUGUGGCGGCUAUUCUCACCAGUAUCCAAAGUCUCUUGAACGAUCCAAACACGUCGUCGCCAGCCAACGUCGAGGCCUCGAACCUUUACAAGGACAACCGCAAGGAGUAUACGAAGAGAGUGCGAGAGACGGUUGAGAGGAGUUGGGAGGAUAAUUGA
This is a messenger RNA of Penicillium bovifimosum, 459 nucleotides long. It is a transcript of the gene ubc2, whose product is annotated as E2 ubiquitin-conjugating protein RAD6. The transcript is spliced from 4 exons. Lineage: Eukaryota; Fungi; Ascomycota; Eurotiomycetes; Eurotiales; Aspergillaceae. Gene Ontology annotation, biological process: protein polyubiquitination; proteasome-mediated ubiquitin-dependent protein catabolic process; DNA repair. Gene Ontology annotation, molecular function: ubiquitin conjugating enzyme activity. The record is from RefSeq and is a predicted model, not a curated record. Gene Ontology annotation, cellular component: HULC complex. The coding region runs from base 1 to 459 and encodes 152 amino acids.